CUUUGGUGUCGCGUGUUGGCCGCGGCUGCCCGGGGAGCCAUUGCGGUCGGAAAGAGGAGCAGAGGUCGAAUUUAGCGAACUCGAUCGUUGGAGUGCAGCGGUUGCGGGCUAGCCGCCGUAGCAAAAGCUAAGUCAGCUAGCGCUGGUGUGACCGACUCGUCAGCUCGGUGAACAGCUCGUGUUGGAGUGCAGCUCGGCCAAGAGUGCAGAACAACUCUUGACACGCGGUCACAAGUGGUCGAUACCAUGCAUGUUUUGACGAUAGUCUACCCCGCUAGCACGACACGGGCGAGCUGAUAUGUCCGUGUAUUACAGGGACGUUGUGGACUGUGUGUGACCGGGAGGUGUGAGUGAUUUCCGCGCGCUGCCUCUAAACGCCGAGCCGGGGGGGAUUUCGUUCACAUUUUCCGCCACUUUCGGCCGACCUGGGGUGCUUUUUCUUUUUUUUUCUUUUUUUUUGGAGGACAGGUGAGUUCACGCGGAAGUGACUGGGCCGGCCCGCCGCGUCGCACACCGUGAGUUGGGAGUCCAAAGUCCAGCCUCGGUUCACUCCUCAGUCUCCUAUCGUGCGCCGUACCCGGAACGCCCACUCUCCCCCGGACGGCGGAGCUGCGCGGAGGUGACACUGCUCGCAAGCGUGUGAAUGGAGCAGUGUGCGAGUACAGCCUCCCUCUUGGCCUCGGUGCGGGAGCAGGAGAGGCAGUUUGAGAUGCUGAGCCGAGCUCUGGAGGAAGAGCGGAGGUCGUGCGCUGGCACCCUGCCCCGCCCCCUUCCCAACAUGCAGAACGGCCGCCUACCUUGUGAUGCGGACAUAGAGAGGCUGACACUGAACGAGGGUUACAUCAACGGGACACAUCACUUCAGGAUGGAGCCUGGUCAGGUGGUGCAGGAGACGUUCACGGUGGAGGAGGAACCCCAGGAGUCUGCACCCGUUGUCUCAGUGGAGACCAGUGACGAUGGAACCACUCGGCGCACAGAAACCACGGUAAAGAAAGUAGUAAAGACGACAACCACUCGCACAGUCAUCCCCUCAGUGUCCGACACACUUUCCCUGGAUGGUGGGGGUUCAGUGACGGGUAUGGGGGGCUUCACUGCUCCCAUGGACCGCGUCUACAGGCAGGGACCCAACGUUGGAGUGCCUAUGGACUACCCCACUCACACCGUGCCCCGAAAUUAUCCCUACGGACCCCCAGGGGGUUAUGAUGAAUACCCCAGUGGACCACCAUCCUACACAAGCCUCAGCAGGGGCGUACGCAUGGAUGAUCGUUACAGACCGGUCCAUCCAGAUGGUUACAGAACUCUGGAUCCAAGCUACAGGGCCACAAGCAGGAACCAGCUGGAAACCUACGCUGCUCAACCACAGGUUGGCCGUAUGGGAAGUGCUAUGGAGCUUUCUGCCAUCCCGAGGUUUGUUCCAGAGCCUUACGGUCUGGAGGACGAUCAGCGCAGCAUGGGCUACGAUGAGCCUGACUACGGGAUGGGACACCCAGUGCACUUCAGCACUGUGCCCCGCAACCACCAUGCAUUCUCCCAUGGCCCUCCACGCCGGACUGGGAGUUAUGAGGGCACCUUGGACGGUGACAUGAGCGGCCCGGGGGACAUGUACUAUUGGGGUGGUGGAGCACCACUGGCCCAGGGGGAAAGAGGAAGCAUGGCGUCGUUGGACAGCACCCUGAGGAAAGGUCCCGGCCCAGGUAGCUGGCGUCAGCCCGAGCUGCCAGAGGUCAUCGCCAUGCUCAAUUACAGACUCGAUCCCGUCAAGAGCAACGCUGCUGCAUACCUGCAGCAUCUCACCUAUAAGAAUGAUAAAGUGAAGUCGGAUGUCCGUCGUCUGAAAGGCAUCCCAGCGCUGGUUUCUAUGCUUGACAACCCAAACAAAGAGGUUCACUACUCAGCCUGUGGUGCGCUGAAAAACAUCUCUUAUGGCAAAGAUGCAGACAACAAGAUCGCCAUCAAGAACUGUGACGGAGUGCCAGCUCUGGUCAGGCUGCUGAGGAAGACACGUGACCAGGACCUCACCGACACCAUCACAGGGACGCUGUGGAACCUGUCAUCUCAUGACUCAGUGAAAAUGGAAAUCGUAGACCAUGCACUGCACGCGCUCUCCGACGAGGUGAUGGUGCCCCAUUCAGGCUGGGAAAAAGGGAGCAAUGGAGCAGGAGCUGGCGAGGAGAACUGCAAGCCCAGACACCUUGAGUGGGAGACGGCCCUCACCAACACAGCAGGCUGCCUGAGAAAUGUGAGUUCGGAGCGAAGUGAGGCAAGGAGGAAGCUGAGGGAGUGCACAGGAUUGGUCGAUUCACUUAUGUACAUCGUCCAAUCUCAGAUCCAUUGUAAAGAUGUCGACAAUAAGUUGAUAGAGAACAGUGUGUGUCUCCUGAGGAACUUGUCCUAUCAGGUGCAUCGCGAAAUCCCCGGCUAUGAGCGCUACCAGGAGGCCGCACCCAUCAACCAGGGCCACGCCCCCUCCAGCCAGAAGGGUGGCUGCUUCAGCUCCCGCAAGGGCAAAGAUGAGUGGUUUUCCAAAGGUAGAAAAGAUGAGGAUGCAGCUGCGGAUACAAUAGACAUUCCAAAGAGGACCACGCCUGCUAAAGGCUAUGAGCUAUUGUACCAGCCAGAGGUGGUUCGCAUCUAUACGUCUCUGCUAAAGGAGUCAAAGAACCCAACGGUGCUGGAAGCCUCGGCCGGAGCUGUUCAGAACCUUUGUGCCGGCCGCUGGACUUAUGGGCGAUACAUCCGUGCCUUGCUGCGCCAGGAGAAGGGUCUGCCCAUGAUGACGGAGCUGCUGGCACACGGGAGUGACCGUGUCGUCCGAGCCAUGUCCGGAGCCCUCCGCAACAUGGCCGUCGAUGCGCGCAAUAGAGAUCUAUUAGGGAAACAUGCGGUGCCUCACCUGGUGGCCAACCUGCCCGGUGGCGGUCAAAGUCAGCCGGUGCGAGCGCUGUCAGAAGAAACUGUGGUGUCGGUGUUGAGCACGCUCCAUGAGGUGCUGGGGCCCAGUCUGGAAGCAGCGAAGACCCUCAUGGCCUCGCAGGGCAUCGAGAGACUGGUGCUCAUUAACAAGGACGGUAAUCGCUCUGAGCGGGAGGUGCGUGGCGCCGGCCUGGUGCUGCAGACGGUGUGGGGCUACAAGGAGCUGCGGCGCACUUUGGAGAAGGAUGGCUGGAAAAAGACAGACUUCAUGGUCAACCUGAACCCUCCCAGCAACAACACCAGAGCCAACGGAGGAUAUGAGGACAGUACUCUGCCGCUCAUAGACAAAGGCAGCAAAGGGGGUCGGGAAAUGAUUCCAAUGAAUGACUUGGGACCUGAUGCCUACUCCACACUGGAUCAGAGAGGGAGAAGAAACACUCUGGAUAACACACUCGAACCUGCUGACAAAAAUGCAGUACAGAAAAACUAAUUGUGUGCAUCACAAGACGACAGCCUCCUCCCACCUACUGCCCUUGCUGAACUGACAACGGGGGACCACUACACUACAGAUGGGAUUGACUCCAUCCUUUUACACUCAACUGUUCUGACCCUCUUACUCUUUUUGCAGCUCUCUCUCUCUCUCUCUCUCUCUCUCCUCUCUCUCUCUCUCUCUCUCUCUCUCUCUCUCUCUCUCUCUCUCUCUCUGUGUUACAUUCCUCCACUGCAGUUGACACACUAAGGAAACCACAGAGAACUGAAGUGGAUCUACACUCCCUGUGGACACUAUGACCACUUUAAGCUCAGUGAGACCCUAAACUCCAGAAAAAAGCUAACCACUCAAUCAGAAACUUGGCAACAACACUACAUCUCCACACAACAACAUUACGACUUUGCCUGGACAACACAAACGCACAGUUCAACAUAAAGCAGAGGCCGUGGCUUCAUUUGAGGACUUUUGUAAUUCUUGGCUGUCGUAGCGAAUGACUUAUUGAACCUGUUAAACUAAUUAAAAGGAACUGUUGGGAUCAGAACAGGACACUUUUUGGUGAAAUUUUACAAAAAUGUCUAUUACACAAAGUGAGGGAAUCUUUCCUUCUCUCUGUCUCGCCUUCUUUCUGAUGGUUAAAUACUACAGAAAAACUUUCUACCCCUUAAAAAAAACCCUAUGUUAAUCAAUCAGAUAUGUGUAAACCUUGUGCUUCUGUGUUGGUAGUGGUUGCUUCUCCUUUUGCUUCAAUCUGUAACACAGUAAUGUAUAUUUGCCAAAUGACACGGCUACUGCUGCGAAUGCCAAUACGGAAUGCAACAACUUCACACACACAGACACACACACAGACACACACGCACACACACACACACACACUCUUUUUAGCCACAGCUACACUGUAAACUGUCACUCGCUUUAUUUUGUGCGCAGUUUUUGUCGGUGAAUGACCAUCAACAAGGUGCAUGCGGAUACUGCAGUUUUACUGUAUUCGUUUGUAAUCUGUUGACAUGAAGGGGACGGAAAUGGAGCAGAGAAAUAAUUCUCCAGCUCAUUGGAAUAGACAGUAUAAUCUGUGCUGCAAUUCUUUCUAUCGUUCUGUAAAAUGUUAGCCCUCUUUGUUAUUCCUUGGGCGAUAUCACAGGCUUCAGUGGAUCCAUCUCCUAUCAUCCACAGGCCCAUGAUCUUUUGAAUGUGUACAUACAAGAUGGUCUCUUAACGAUGGCUAACUGGAGUGCCUCGCUCAUUCAGGAUAGGUCUGAUGGGUGUGUCCAACUUGACAUCAGUAACCUGUCAAGGAGUCUGUUUCUCAGCAAGUAAUAAUGUAUAUGGAACUCAGCAGCUUUCUGUUCUGCAAGAUAAUGGAAGAUGUGAAAUUGUUUGUAUGUAAGAGUUAAUUCUUCUUGUAAGGAUUGUUUUCUUUUUGUUUGUUUUUGUUUAACGAGGUAAAAAACUCAUGAGUUCUUUAUAAUUUACUGCUUCACCAACCCAAACCCUUCCUGGAGUUAAGACUACGGAACAGUACAUGGGAGAAGACACAGUAUUGUUUGUUUGUGUUACAGUGCUUGUGAGAUGUAGAUACUUACUUUAGUGGUAGUUUCAAAGAAGCACUGGGGAGGGUAAUGUGUGUUUGUCCUCCCCCUCCUUUUUUUUUGUUUUUUAAAUUUUAACCUCUAGUUUGCCAUGCCAACUGAAACACGACAGAGGAAGCCUCAUUUUCUCAAAGUAACAAGUUGCCUUUAAGUGUGGACUGACUGAAAGAGGAGAACAAAGGAGUGCAGGGGUUUGUGGUAAAAAAAAAAAUGUGUUAGGAGGCAUAGAGCAGAAUUUGCUAUUAGAUAAAGUGGAGAGAAAAAUAAAAGCACAUUAAAACUAUAUAUACAAGAGAAUAUUUGUUAAUUUUAAUGAUUUAUAUAUAUUUUUUUUUUGAUAUUCUGAUUUGGGUUUAAUUGUUUCGGGUGCUCUGGGUGAAUGCAUAUGCAAUCGGUUGUGUUAAGAUUGAAAACCUUCAGUUUGUGUCUUAAUUAAAUGCAAAAUUAGUUAGCUAAAGAAAAUCUUCCAACAAAGUCAUCAGAUACGGGAACACUAAUGGGGGGGGGGAGCACAUUCUGGACUACAACUUAAUCUCAUUGCCUUGGCUCUUAAAGUUGCACAUUCUCAUUUCUGAAUGAAUUAUGUAACUAGCAAUACUGUUUUUAAUAAAAAAACAAAAUCAUUUCUCUUA
This is a messenger RNA of Scophthalmus maximus (turbot), 5621 nucleotides long. It is a transcript of the gene ctnnd1, whose product is annotated as catenin (cadherin-associated protein), delta 1. The transcript is spliced from 22 exons. Gene Ontology annotation, cellular component: cytoplasm; adherens junction; plasma membrane. Gene Ontology annotation, molecular function: cadherin binding. Gene Ontology annotation, biological process: cell-cell junction assembly; cell-cell adhesion. The record is from RefSeq and is a predicted model, not a curated record. Lineage: Eukaryota; Metazoa; Chordata; Actinopteri; Pleuronectiformes; Scophthalmidae. The coding region runs from base 644 to 3403 and encodes 919 amino acids.